Messenger RNA from Trichechus manatus latirostris (Florida manatee), 2571 nucleotides. It is a transcript of the gene ERLEC1, whose product is annotated as endoplasmic reticulum lectin 1. Gene Ontology annotation, biological process: endoplasmic reticulum unfolded protein response; retrograde protein transport, ER to cytosol. Bases 49 to 1722 code for a protein of 557 amino acids. Gene Ontology annotation, cellular component: endoplasmic reticulum lumen. The transcript has 14 exons. NCBI's taxonomy places the organism in Eukaryota, Metazoa, Chordata, Mammalia, Sirenia, Trichechidae. The record is from RefSeq and is a predicted model, not a curated record.
CGACUUCUCGGCUUCCGUAGGCGGACGGUCCGUGGCCCGGAUGUUGAUAUGCCACCUGCCCCGGAAACGGUGUCGGGAGGUUCAAGGGGACAGAGGCGGCGUUGCCGGGCUCUCCGGAAGGAGACGUGGCGGUGGUUGGGACCCCGGCUUCCACUGCUCUUUGUGGUCCCGCCUCCUCCUCCUCCUCCCCCCUCUCCCCCCCUCCUCCCCCUCAUCUCCUCUGUGGGGAGAGGAGAUCGUGGCGGCGGCUGGAGAAAGCGGCGGCGGAGGAUGGAGGAAGGAGGCGGCGGUGCGCGGAGCCUGGUACCCGGAGGGCCGGUGUUCCUAGUCCUCUGCGGCCUCCUGGAGGCGUCUGGCGGCGGCCGAGCGCUCCCCCCACUCAGUGAUGACAUCCCUUUCCGAGUCAACUGGCCCGGCACCGAGUUCUCUCUGCCCACAACUGGAGUUUUGUAUAAAGAAGAUAAUUAUGUCAUCAUGACAACUGCACAUAAAGAAAAAUAUAAGUGUAUACUUCCCCUUGUGACAGGCGGAGAUGAGGAGGAAGAAAAGGAUUAUAAAGGCCCUAAUCCAAGAGAGCUGUUGGAACCACUAUUUAAACAGAGCAGUUGUUCCUACAGGAUUGAAUCGUAUUGGACUUACGAAGUAUGUCAUGGAAAAUACAUUCGGCAGUACCAUGAAGAAAAGGAAACGGGUCAGAAAGUAAAUAUUCACGAGUACUACCUUGGAAAUAUGUUGGCUAAGAACCUUCUAUCUGACAAAGAUCAAGAAGCAGAGGAGAGAGAAAAAUCAAAAGAGAUUCCCACUAAAAAUAUCGAAGGUCAGAUGACACCCUACUAUCCUGUGGGAAUGGGAAAUGGUACACCUUGUAGUUUGAAACAGAACCGGCCCAGAUCAAGUACUGUGAUGUACAUAUGUCAUCCUGAAUCUAAGCACGAAAUCCUUUCAGUAGCUGAAGUUACAACUUGUGAAUAUGAAGUUGUCAUUUUGACACCACUCUUGUGCAAUCAUCCUAAAUAUAGGUUUCGAGCGUCUCCUGUGAAUGACAUAUUUUGCCAGUCGCUGCCAGGAUCACCGUUUAAGCCCCUCACCCUGAGACAGUUGGAACAGCAGGAAGAAAUACUAAGGGUGCCUUUUAGAAGAAAUAAAGAGGAAGAUUUGCAGUCAACUAAAGAAGAGAGGUUUCCAGCAAUCCACAAACCCAUUGCUGUUGGCUCUCAGCCGACGCUCACUGUUGGAACUACCCACAUAUCCAAACUGACAGAUGACCAACUCAUAAAAGAGUUCCUUAGCGGUUCUUACUGCUUUCAUGGGGGUGUUGGUUGGUGGAAAUAUGAAUUCUGCUAUGGCAAACACGUAUAUCAGUACCAUGAGGACAAGGAUAGUGGGAAAACCUCUGUGGUUGUGGGGACUUGGAACCAAGAAGAGCAUAUUGAAUGGGCUAAGAAGAAUACUGCUAGAGCCUUUCACCUGCAAGAUGAUGGUACCCAGACAGUCAGGAUGGUGUCACACUUUUAUGGGAAUGGAGAUAUUUGUGAUAUAACUGACAAACCAAGACAGGUGACUGUAAAACUAAAGUGUAAAGAGUCAGAUUCUCCUCAUGCUGUUACCGUAUAUAUGCUAGAGCCUCAUUCCUGUCAGUAUAUUCUUGGGGUUGAAUCUCCAGUGAUCUGCAAAAUCUUAGACACAGCAGAUGAAAAUGGACUUCUUUCUCUCCCCAACUAAGGGGCAAUCAAGUUGGGAGAAAACCAAGAUCACUGAAAGUCAUGUUGAUUUCUUCCUUCUGUGACCAUGUGUCUCGUUAGCGUUCUCAGCCAUUGGACCUCAUCUGAAGGAUUGUAUGAAAGGACUCUCAAUGACUUUGUGAAUAUCUAUGUGUAUAUAAGAGCUUAUUGAUAAACUUCUAAGGCACACUUGUCUCACUUCUUCAUUUGUGUUAUCUGAUGAAACAACUGUGUGUGUUUUUCUUUGCUUGGAUAAUGUGAUUCCAAAAUAAAUCUUGUCCAAGCAAUUUAGAGUCCAGACUAAUCAAAUGGAAUCAUCGUCGUACCUAUAGAAAUUUUUAAAUAACAGGCUUAUUAUGUAAAUUAUAGGAUAUAUAACUAUUCAAUGAAGAAAGAACUGAAUGAGAGAUGGUUUAAAUGAGAGACCAUGUAAAAUAUGUAAACUUGGGGGCCUGAAAUCCUUUCAGCCACGUGUUAUUCAGCACCAGUCUCCCAGGCAUUAAAGCAGACACUGGGCGUACAGUAGGCCCUCCGCGUAGGUUUUCUUCCCUUCUUCAGCUCUGCGAAUCUCACGUUUGUGAUAGCUGCUUCUCUCAGACUUUCUUUUAUCUCUUCUUUCUCCUUGCUGCUUGUGUUUUCCUGCGGUAGGCACCUGGUGUUGAUGAGUCGGAAUCAAUUCAACGGCAACAGGUUUGGAUUUUUUUCCCCUGGAUUUUGAACCUGGUGUGGACAGUCGGUAUCUUCUAUUUAACUUAGAAUGUUUGCCCUGACCGAGUGCACUGAGCUGGCUGUCCGUUGGCCUCACCCCCUGUACGCUGCGGAUUUUAGUUCUGGACAGUUUUUCGGCACA